Messenger RNA from Prorocentrum cordatum, 807 nucleotides. Lineage: Eukaryota; Dinophyceae; Prorocentrales; Prorocentraceae. The record is from the annotation of a GenBank genome assembly.
AUGUCAGACAUCGCUGCACGCGCACAACUUAGAGUACAGGCCAAGAUGAUCCACGCCGCCGCCAGACGGCCCGCGUGCAUCAUCGUGGCAGCAUGCUGCUUGCCUGGGCCACUUCUGUGCCAAGCGCAAGGUCCCGUCUGCGACGGCAUCGCGCUUCUCCAGGUAGAGGCCGUCGUCGACAGCAGGGGCGGCCAGCCCGCCGUCGGCGCCGCGGCCUCCAACGGCGAGCUGGCGGGGAGCGCCCAGCUGGCGACGGUCGCGCAGCUGGACGCGGUUCCCGCCGCCGAGGCCAGGGCGGGCUCCGGCUGCGAGCUCGGCCGCGACCUUCUCAUCGCCUCGCUCGACCAGCCGGAGAUGCCAGGAGAGUUCGUGGAGGACGACGGGAGCUGGGCUCCGCUGCCCACUCGGCGGUCCCUCUUCAUCAAGACGGCCAUCCUGGACGAGCCGCAGCUGAAGCGGCAGUCGCUCCCGGAGCGCCACCUCACGACUGGGGGGCGCAUUAGCCAGAUACUGCCAGUGGUCGCGGUCAUGGCCCUCAGCUUCGACAAGAUGCGACAGGCGUACAGGAGGAACGUCAACAGCCAUGCCGCCGUCAACGUCAUCGAGGUUUUAGCCGCUCUGACCCUCUAUUGCGUCUCCGGCCCGGCGGUGAUCCUGUUGAACAAGCACAUAAUGAGGAAUGAACCACAAGUUCCACUUCCCGAUUCUUCUUGCCAGCUUGGGGAACGUUUUCCUCAUGAUCGUGACCCGCGCCGCUGUAGCAUUUGGGUGGAAGACGCUCGAGGUCAAGAGCCUCCCUUGGGAUAG